AAAACCAUAUAUUGCCGGUAUGGUAGGUAUCUUAAUCGAUAAGCUUACCUCUGUAAAUCUGCACUUUCAUAUCGUAUAUCGUCAUUGUCGUUAUUUGCGUAUCCUGGUGCUUCUAUGAGUCACUCACUAAAGUGAAGUUUCAUGCAUUCUCUCACUGGGUUGAAUUUUAUGUCAAUCUUAAAAGGUCUUUAAGCUUAUCAAAACUUUCCUACAUACCAAAUUUUUUCAUUUUUUUUAUAUAACUCGACUAAAAACAUUUCAAUAUCUGAGCAAGUUGGCGUCUGUAAUUUCAAGUCGCAGAUUUAAAACUGUUCGAGCUAUUUUCAACUCCUACAGUACAAUGUCUCAAGACCUCCCAAGGAUGAACACACAAAUUCUCAGAGUACCAGAGACAGAACUAGGGAAAUUUAAGGAUGGAAAUGAUCAGGAAAAACUGGGAUUAUGGGAGGUUUCUCAAAGCAAGUCACCUAGUAUCAGAAUCCUUAAUGAGGCCGCACAAUAUCUGAAAACUAAGAAUACGCCCGUUGCAUUUCCAACUGAGACUGUCUACGGGCUCGGAGCAGAUGCCACAAGAAGCGAAGCAGUAAAAGGGAUCUAUACUGCAAAGAAAAGACCAUCGGACAAUCCCCUUAUUAUUCAUAUCUCGGAUCUAGAAAUGCUUCGAAGCAUUCUAACCCCUGAGAAUGCUUCUAAUGGCACAACUAACACAAGCAAUGACCAAAUACCUAAGAUAUACAAAUCUCUUAUAGAAAGAUUUUGGCCGGGACCUCUAACAUUGCUGCUCCCCAACCCAGUUUCGUCUAAGCUUGCCCCUGAAGUGACGGCCGGAUUGAAGACUUUUGGUGUUCGAAUGCCAAAUUCACCCCUUGCUCUCUCACUUAUCAAACUAACAGGCGCGCCUCUGGCAGCUCCAUCAGCAAAUGCUUCCACAAAGCCAUCGCCGACUACUGCCGAGCACGUAUUAGAAGAUCUAGAUGGCCGUAUUGAGUUUAUACUUGAUGGCGGUCCGUGUUUCGUCGGGGUUGAGAGUACCGUAGUAGAUGGUCUAUGCGACCCUCCUUUGAUCCUGAGGCCUGGGGGAGUAAGCAUAGACGAACUGCGGAGUUGUCCUGGAUGGGAGAAGGUUGAAAAGGGGUAUAAGGACCAGAGUGAAAUGGGCAAGUCUGCGCCGCGAGCGCCAGGCAUGAAGUAUAAACACUAUAGCCCAAAGGCAACGGUUAUUCUCUACGAGGCAUCCUUCGCGGCGAGCUAUAAUGGCAUACAAGCCCAGGACGUCAAAACCUUCAUCCAAGGCCGGCAAUCCCAGCAAAUAUCAGGAAACGGAAGUGAUGGAUUGCAGAUCGGUAUUAUACGGACUCGACAUUGGAAGCCCGCAGCCGGAUUGCGCUGCGGCGACUUCAAAAGCGAGACUGUGAAAACACAAAACGGCCAAGAGAACCACUUGACAAUUGAACUCGACGUUCAAGAAGCAGAACUCUAUGAUAGCACGACUGAAGCUCCGAUUGGGAAGCUUAUGGAUGUGAGCAUAGGGAUGGACACCAGAAGCAUAGCGCAUGGACUUUUUUCGGCGUUACGAGAACUGGAUAGGCGAGGCGCGGAUCUCAUAUUUGUGGAGGGCACAGUAGACGAUGAGGACAUUGGCGCGGCGGUCAUGAACAGGCUGCGCAAGGCAGCUUCUCAGAUUAAGUCGUAGACCAUAACCGGUGCGACACACCGCUCAGCUUAAUGACAUUCCGUUAAGAACAAAUAACGACUUUUUACCAACGCCACGCCGGAGUCUACAUUGAAGGUCAUCUCGCAAGUCUCCACGCUUCGGAGAACUAGUCUCUUACAAGCCUUGCCUUAACCAAUCUGUCAAUUUGGCCUUUCCUAAUUGCGCCAAAUUGUUCACUCCUUGUUCGCUGAGGUCGAUACGGCUGAGAUUAACAUCCUGCGUCGGCGCCUUGCUAACUCUCUGUACGAUGAUGGUCGGGUCAGUCUCUAAGAUGAUACCGUCAUCCACGAUCUCGUCGAUCGCCAGCGAGACUAGAUCGUAAUUCUCGAUUAUCGUUCGCUUAUCAACCGAUUGCCUGCCCUUGGGUUAACUUGGUACCAGUAGAAUCCCAGCUAGCGAACAUACUUAAAUAGGAGGUGUAGCGAAUCCCUUAGGGCCAAGAUGACGUU
Daldinia loculata is the source of this 2163-nucleotide messenger RNA. RefSeq names its product translation factor. Gene Ontology annotation, biological process: regulation of translational fidelity. Gene Ontology annotation, cellular component: cytoplasm. Bases 341 to 1693 code for a protein of 450 amino acids. Gene Ontology annotation, molecular function: nucleotidyltransferase activity; double-stranded RNA binding; tRNA binding. The record is from RefSeq and is a predicted model, not a curated record. The transcript has a single exon. Lineage: Eukaryota; Fungi; Ascomycota; Sordariomycetes; Xylariales; Hypoxylaceae.